Messenger RNA from Schistocerca piceifrons (Central American locust), 1758 nucleotides. RefSeq names its product fatty acyl-CoA reductase wat-like. Gene Ontology annotation, cellular component: peroxisome. The record is from RefSeq and is a predicted model, not a curated record. The transcript is spliced from 9 exons. The coding region runs from base 35 to 1621 and encodes 528 amino acids. Gene Ontology annotation, biological process: long-chain fatty-acyl-CoA metabolic process. Gene Ontology annotation, molecular function: alcohol-forming very long-chain fatty acyl-CoA reductase (NADP+) activity. Lineage: Eukaryota; Metazoa; Arthropoda; Insecta; Orthoptera; Acrididae.
CAGCUCGUCGUUAAGGCAGCCCCCAGCAAACGCCAUGUACGUCUCGGCGGAGGAAGGCCAGACGCAGCCGGAGCUGCAACCUCAGGAGCAGGCGCAGCGGCCGGCGGAGGCCCGCGGCUGCGAGUCGCCGGUGGCGGAGUUCUUCGGCGGCGCCUCGGUGCUGGUGACGGGCGGCACCGGCUUCCUGGGCAAGGUGCUCGUCGAGAAGCUGCUCCGCACCUGCCCGCGCCUGCGCACCGUCUACCUGCUCGUCCGCACCAAGAAGGGCCGCGCGCCGCACCAGCGCCUCGACCAGCUCUUCAACCAGCAGGUGUUCUCGCAGCUGGGGCCGUCGGUGCUGAAGAAGGUGGUGGCGGUGGCGGGCGACGCGGGUCUGGCGGACCUCGGACUGAGCCCGGCCGACCGCGCCGAGCUGUGCAGACACGUGACCGUCAUCUUCCACGCGGCCGCCACCGUCCGCUUCGACGAGCAGCUCGAGCUGGCCGCCGCCAUCAACGUCCGCGGCACGCACGGGGUGAUGCGCCUCGCCAGGGACAUGCCCAACCUGAAGGCGGUGGUGCACGUGUCGACGGCGUACUCGCAGUGCCGCGAGCGGCUGGUGGAGGAGCGCGUCUACGAGGCGCCGCUAGCGCCGUCGCAGCUGCUCCACGUGGCGGACAUGGCCGACGGCGACGAAAAGGCACCCGACAACAAGUGCGACGCCGACAUCUCAGGGGACGCGUUGCCGCUCGGCUACCCCAACACGUACACACUGACCAAGGCCGUGGCCGAGCAGCUGGUGCGCGACGAGGGCUUCGGGCUGCCCGUGGCUAUCGUGCGGCCCUCCAUGGUGGUGGCGACCUCGCAGGAGCCGGUGAUCGGCUGGAUCGACAACGUGUACGGCCCCACGGGCGUGUGUGUGGCGGCCACGCUGGGGCUGCUGCACGUGAUGCCGUGCGACAAGCGCACCAUCGCCCACAUCGUGCCGUGCGACCUGGUCGUCAACUGCGUCAUCGCCGCCGCCUGGGACGUCGCCACCAACAGGUGGCCAGACAGCAAGGAGCCGAAGGUGUUCAACCUGGUGUCGAGCGACGCGCCGCUGUGCUGGAAGAACUUCAUGGCGCACUACCAGCACUUUGCCAAGAAGGUGCCACCGAUGUCGGCCGUGUGGAACUACUCCAUGUGCCUGACCACCAGCGUGCCGCUGGUCUUCUUCUACAAGUACGUCGUGCACAUGGUGCCGGCGGUCCUCGCAGACGCCGUACUCUUCCUCACCACCGGAAAACCCAAGAUGGUGGGCGCGUACCGGAAGAUCCACCGCCUCCUGGACGUGACGAGCUACUUCUGCACGCGGGAGUGGUCGUUCGACAACCGGCGCUGCAAGGAGCUGUGGUCGCGCCUCUCCCCCGUGGACCGCCAGCUCUUCCCUUUCGACAUGAGGGGCUUCGACUGGGACACGUACUUCUACGGAUACGUGCGCGGCGUGCGCCUCUACAUCCUGAAGGAGGACAUGGCGAACGUCAACGAGGCUAUGCCACGCUGGCACAGGCUGAGGCGCAUCGACUGGGCAGUACGCGCUGUGGCCACGGCUCUCUUCCUAUGGCUGCUCUGGCGUCUGCUGGCGGCGCUGUUCUGGCAGUGACGUCACGGCACUGCUGUUACUUCGGCCGACUACUGUCAGCAGCCGUAGAGCAGACGACCAGAUGGCGGCGAGCCACCGACGCUUGGUCGUACCGCACAAUGGUCAAGGAGACCGAUUGCCGUGAAGGCAUUCUCUGG